CUUGCUUGUACCUAAUCCAUGCAAAUCACCUUAUCACCAUUGGUAUGAGUGGAAGGUGGAGCUGUCUCACCAUCUUUCAAAAGCUCAGUUGCCGGACAAAGUGUCAUAUACCUACGCUUACUUCCGCUUGUGAAACACCAAUGCUGUGACCAACUGACUAGUGAUACAAGAUGAGCACCGUCAGCUAGUGGAGGGAGAGGAGCCAAGGAGUUAUCAUGAUCUGAACCUGCCACUCUUCUCCCUUCAUAAGGUCUGCAGCUCAGACGAGCUCCUGGUCGCAGACCUCGAAAGAAGCUGCGUCUCAUAUAAAUGUGACUGUCAGCAUUUGCUGCGGUCAAAUGAAGCAGGCAGGAAGCUUUCCGAGUGCCUGAAUGCAGAGUAACGUAGUCAGAAGCAUUUCAGAUUGUUGAGAGUACAAGCAGCAAGACAAGUUCCUGUACUGAAAAUGUUCUGAUAAUGAAAUUUACUAGUUUAAGCUCUGCAGAGGCCAACUGAAGUUGAGAAGCAGAAGCUAAGUAUCAGUGCUACGUCGCAGGAAGUUCCGCUUGUCGAGCAAAAGCAGCAAGAAACGGCUGGAGGAGUUUUAGGACUUACAUUGUUAUUAUUCUGGUUCGCCUUGACAGAGAACAGGUUUAGUCAGUGGUACACAGUACAACCGUCACACUGUUCAAGCCCAAUUGAGUCUGUUACAGUCAUCUGAAGGCCCAAUGGCAACGUUUCAAAAUGCGACGCUUGCCUUCACCGGCGACAGCAUGCACUGGACCCAAGGGACAGCCUUUGUGUUGGAACAGCUGAGUGCUCUUGCGGGAAUGCUGCCUCCAUCAACCACCGUUGACGCAAAGUUUGUGUUGACGCCAGUGACGGCAACUGCAAUGUUCCUCACUUUCCUGUGUGGCCUCUUAGCCAACGCCGGAGGCGUCGGCGGUGGUCCCCUGUACAUUCCCAUCAUCCACGUGUUGCUCGGCUUCAACCUGAAGACCUCUGCGGCGUUGUCUAUCACCGUCGUUUCGAGCGGGGCUCUCGCAAGCACGCUCUACGGGUUGCGGAAAACAAGCCCCCGAGACCCGAACCGUACCCUCGUGGACUUCGACCUUGCAUUGACAUUCAUUCCCGCUUUCCUAUUGGGGGUGGACUUCGGUGUUCUCUUCAACGUGUUGAUUCCGGAGUGGCUCCAAACCGCCCUCCUCGUGUUUCUCCUCUACUUCGUAAUUCGCAACACCGCCAACAAAGCCCGCCAACAAUGGCGGCUCGAACAGGCGACGCUAGCGCAACGGAGUCCCGUAACUCCGAUUAUUCCAGCACUCGCACACACGGGCGUCAAUCAGCCGUUGCUUCCGCCGCCGCUCGAAAUUCCGGAGACCGGAACGGAGUCCGCCGGAACCGGUCUGGAUGAGGGGCAAGAAUCCAGCAACGACCUUGAGAACAGUGGGGGUUCGGGAAACGGGUUUGGUUCCGAGAACGGGGUUAGCGGGCGUCCGAGGCAGAACCUCAGGCGGCGGAGCUUGCUUAACCUCUUCGAAAAGGAGGAUUUCCCAGAGGGCAUCUCGCACGAGGAGUUUUUCAUAACCACCAAAGAGCUGAUCAGUCCGAGGGGGGCCAAAAUCGACCCUACUACGGGGGGGAGUUUCAGAGACCCGCGCCAGGGGGAUCCCUCCGAGCGUCCGCAACGGAAAACCCUCCUGCAGCGGAUUCCGUUCCUGCAGCUCGGCGCAAUUCUGGUUCUGUGGGUCUUGUUCCUGGUUAGCCAGGGGCUCAAGGCGCGUUACAACCGUUGCACGUGGAAGUAUCUGCUUAUCUUGUCGGCGCAAGUGGUGGUUUUGUUAGCAGUAACCGGAGCACAGAUUCUGUACCAGGUACACAGGGCGACGACGAACAUCAAGGAACUGGAUCCGGAAGUGCGCGUCAUUUUGCUGCGCGAGAGCGUUCAGGAAGUCCUCGAGAGGCCGAUCCGAGUGCUGGCUGAAGUGGCCGGUAUCAUUGCGCUGGCGGGCGUGGGCGCCGGUCUUCUUGGGCUCGGCGGAGCUAUCUUCUUCAACCCCUGGCUCUUACACCUGGGCGUUCAUCCGCAGGUGACCGUAUCGACGGCCGUUCUCAUGAUCCUCUUCAGCAGCUCCGCGAUUUCCCUCUCGCUCUCGUUCCAAAACCUGCUCAACCAUCACUACGCCCUCGUCUUCGCGCCGAUUGCCUUCGUUGCGUCGACGAUUGGGGUUACUGUAGUCGGCCGCAUUGUGCGCCAAUCGGGAAGGACGUCGAUUAUCGUCAUCAUUCUGACGGUUCUUGUGGCGGCCGGCACGAUAACGACGGCGAUUUUUGGCGGCUUGCGAUCGUACGAGCAGUUCGUAGAAGGGAAAGACGUCCGGUUCCAUCCGCUCUGCACCAAGUAGAGCGCAGCAGCGGAGCGAGCGGAGCAGCGGCAGCGGAGCAGCGGAGCGAGCGAAUUUGUGGACAAAGGCUUGCAGAAGGUUGAUUAACAUUAUAUGGGCGUCAAGAGAUCUUGACUACGAGAGCGCCAGCCUAGCCGACCGUUAAUAGUAGGCGCGGCCAAGCAGCGACCACGUUUUGUAUUGCCAUCUUGCCAGUGAGAUUGACAGUCAUACGUACUUAUCUGGAAAUCGUAUCUUUCACCGUAUCGAGCCUGGCGGCCGCUAGCUCC
This is a messenger RNA of Klebsormidium nitens, 2653 nucleotides long. The record is from the annotation of a GenBank genome assembly. Lineage: Eukaryota; Viridiplantae; Streptophyta; Klebsormidiophyceae; Klebsormidiales; Klebsormidiaceae.